Galendromus occidentalis (western predatory mite) is the source of this 1494-nucleotide messenger RNA. It is a transcript of the gene MrgBP, whose product is annotated as MRG/MORF4L binding protein. Gene Ontology annotation, biological process: regulation of transcription by RNA polymerase II. Lineage: Eukaryota; Metazoa; Arthropoda; Arachnida; Mesostigmata; Phytoseiidae. The coding region runs from base 1 to 1494 and encodes 497 amino acids. The transcript has 2 exons. Gene Ontology annotation, cellular component: NuA4 histone acetyltransferase complex; nucleus. The record is from RefSeq and is a predicted model, not a curated record.
AUGAACUGGGAAAAAGCUGAAACCGAAGUCAAUCUAUUCUAUGCCCUUACCGGACACAAACCGGUCGGUAUCGCGAAGCAUUUCCAAAUGCUUUUCCUGCACGACAAAUUCUGUCGUCUCGCAAAUCAAGAUGUGUCCUCGAAAGUCCUUUGGGACCGUCUCGAAGAGUUGUGGGAUCUUGAGGCGCUCGACAAGAGUGAAAUAUCGCCUUUCCCUAAUUCGCGCACGGUCGACUUCGAGCUGCCUGAAGACGAAUUCGGUCAGCUGAUUCAAAUCCGCAGAAAGGCAGCCGGGAACGACUUGAGCGACGAGGACACGACCAGCGAUGACGUUAGAAGCAGCAGCGUUACCAACGUCAGCGAGGACGAGUCCACGACCGAUGGCGACAUUUCCUCAGAGAAACGGCUCCCGCCGAAAAAACCGGCCACAGGUGGCAAAACCGGCAAAGGCGACUGGACCCCUGCGAAAGCCUGUCCCAUACCUACAUUCAGUAAUACGGCCAGAGCGCGGCGAGCGGCGAUCGGCGAGACGGCCAUGUCUGUCCCAUCUCCCUCCUCGAGUUCAACAAAGAGCGCAACGCCUGCCCCUGAAGCUGCCGCUACACCCUCGGACACCAAGGCGACGGGUGCAGGUGCAGCCGUCGUAUCCGCUAAAGAGAGGAAUAAGACUCCCCAACCCGAAACAUCGGCUUCGACGACGGCGGUCAGCAACGUGGACGGCGGCUCUUCAGGAUCCUCAGCGGCAGUAGCAGCGACGUCAGCCUCCGAUCACUCGGAAGCGAGAUCGACCUCUCCAGCUUUCAGCAACGCUCCGGGCUCAGCUGCGACAGCAGUGGCUGGCUCUGCGUCUUCUGCUGGUGCGUCCGCUGGCGCAUCUGUGUCCGCACCCUCGAACUCACCGCCCUCUUCGACACUAUCGUCCACCACGUCGACGUCCACGCCGGCGAACUCGUCGACGACCUCGUCGACGGUUCUCUCCAACGCCGCAGUUCCCGGUUCAGCAACAGCGGCUCCCGGCUCACAGGACGAGAAGAAAGAGUCCGGAGCGAGUAAUCACCACAGUGCUUCGUCUUCGCAGUCUCGUCGGAGCGGAUCGACCAAAGACUUGAAGAAUAAAGACGGAGCUUCGAAAGCGUCAACGACGACGACGACCAAAAGAGAGUCAUCUACUCAGUCGGUUCGGAGGAGCGAUCACAAGAAACACGACGAUAGCGCCAAGAGUAGGAGGGUCACCGACGUAAAGAAAGAGCAGACAGAGAAGCGCACCCGGACCUCGUCAGCCACCCAAGAGGACAAGGACAGCAAGGAGAAAUCCUCAGAUAAAACAUCUUCGAAAUCGACUUCGAAACGGAACGACUCGCGAAAGCCCGCCAGCCAUCAGGAACCGCCCCUCAACGACGAGUGCCAGAAGGACUGCCUCUCCGGCGACCACUUCAUCGAAGACCCCGUCGACAACCCCCACCGUUGCUGCUGCGAAACCAGGUCACACCCGUAA